UGUGUUUCUGUAACUCUUAGCGGUAUUAUGGAAUAACCUGUGCUUUUUCUUGCUUCAGGCACACGCUGUCAAGAUGUCAUUUUUAUUUGAUUGGAUCUACAGGGGGUUUAGUAGUGUUUUACAAUUCUUGGGCCUGUACAAAAAGUCUGGGAAGCUGGUUUUCCUCGGCCUGGACAACGCUGGUAAAACAACGCUCCUGCACAUGCUGAAAGAUGACCGACUUGGCCAGCAUGUGCCAACGCUGCAUCCAACUUCAGAGGAGCUGACAAUCGGUGGAAUGACAUUUACUACAUUUGAUCUGGGAGGACAUGUCCAAGCUCGGAGAGUCUGGAAGAACUACCUUCCAGCUGUGAAUGGAGUCGUCUUCCUUGUAGACUGUGCAGAUCACGACAGACUCACAGAAUCCAAGACGGAACUUGACGCUCUCCUAUCAGACGAGACCAUCGUCAACGUACCGGUGUUGGUGUUGGGUAAUAAAAUCGACCGUCCUGAAGCCAUCAGUGAAGGAGGACUGAGAGGAGCUUUUGCUCUUGAUGGUCAAGUUACCGGAAAGGGAAACGUCUCUUUGAAGGAGCUGAACGUUCGGCCGCUGGAGAUCUUCAUGUGCAGCGUGUUGAAGAAACAAGGCUAUGGGGAAGGUUUCAGAUGGUUAUCCCAGUACAUUGACUGACAUGCAGACGUCUGGCUUAACAAGAAGGGAUUUAAUUGACACUUUCUCAUGAAGCAUGACAAAGAGUUUGUCUCUUUGUCACUGUCAGCCAGCCCAAAUUUCAAGCCGUAUUAUUAAGAGUAUACCCCUUUUAGUCCUUCAAUUCUUCUAUGCAAACUUUUCAAAGUGGUUACUGUCCUAAAAGUGUAAUUAAUGCGAGAGUUAAUUGAGUUGCUUGGCUUGUUAAUUAGGUUACAUCACACCUGAUUACAACACGAGCAGCCAGACAUUAUGCAAGAAUGUAGAUAUGCUCACUUCCGUGUUGCAUUAUUUAUUAUUUAAUAGACCAACAGCUUGAUUUGGAAGCGAGUAAUGAAACGUAAGGACUCACGGUGAUUGUGUUGAGCAGCUUCAUGCUUGUCUGACAUCAAAUUAAGAUGGCCGAGAUUAGAUUUUAAAACGAUUACGCAGACAAACGACUAAAUAGAGGAGAUUAAUUUUACUUCAUUUAAUCUCCAGAUAUGCAGCCUCUGCCUUCAAAGCAUAAAGCCAAAGAUGUAUUCUGACUUCAGGAUUAGCGGAGAGAGAGAUUCAAACAAAAGACAUCUUCCACACUGAGCGCUGAGCCAAAAUAACGUCAAAAUCCCCUUCAGAAACCUAAAAAAAGAGAGGAGAAAAGACAAAUACAGGCGGAGAUGAUGGAGUAAACUGAGUCAAAUUAGGCAGCUCACUGAUGAGUGUGCUGUGAUUAAUGUGCGGCUCAUUGUUGGUCAAAUUUGGCUUGUUUGUUUAAGAAUUACAUCAUAACCGAUAAAGUUGAAGGCAGCUAAUCUGAAAAGCGUCGGGCUGAUGUACGUCUUUGUUGUCGUUUAUUAUAGGACGUUCAGUGAGGAAGAUAAAAUGCUCAUUUAGAAGUUGAUGAUUGAUUUCUAUGACUGUCCUUGCUUUAUUGUAUCAUGAGGCCAGUAUUAAUGAAUUACUCUUAAAAUAUCAGGAAGCAAUAAAGCAGAAUUUAAGAAGAAUUUCAUUUUUUCCACUUAAGAGUAGGAAAGAAUAAUUCUAUUAAUUCUGCUCAUCUGUUACUAUCAACUAAUCUGUCUGCUUAGAAUUGGAUACAGUUUUACUUGAAAGGAGCAUAUGAAUAAUGGCAAUACUUUAAAUAAGAGCCUAAAAUUGAAGCUUAUUUUCUUAUUUGUUAUUUAUUCCUUCAUUCCAGAGCCUGAGCCAUAUAUUGAUGUGUAAUUAGCAUGUAGGCUUCCAGCACUAAUAAGGUUAGUGUUGCAGGUAAUGUACUUUUUGACUGUCUGAAUAGAUAGGAGAGUGCACUUGCACACUAUAAUACACUAAGCUGAAAAUCAAUGUUCUAGUCUUCUACUGCAUAGUGCUAUUUUGAGUCCAUGCAUGCAAACAUGCUUAGAUUUUUACUGCAUAAAUUUGUAUCCUCAUUAUGAGCUCGAAAUACAUAAUCAGGAAGAGAAGCAUGUGACCUUUGUAUGUUAUCGACUGUUUCCUGCACCCCUUGUUUACAGGGUAACAUUUUCAAUAUUCUGUUUGAUAAAGGAUUAUCUGUGACCGAGAUUAAAAAAAAGAAAAAGAAACUGAAAGGAAUAUAUAUAUAUAUAUAUGUGUGUGAAGGAAGAUUUUUAUACAGCGAGGAGUGUUUAUUGAAAUGUUGUAUGCAUGUAAACAAACUGCUUUUCCUUUGAACAGUGUUCUGUACUGGUUGCUGAACUCCUGUAAAUUAUGUAUUAUACAGAUGUAAAUGCUUGUACAGUUACUGCCCUUGAGCUGACACUAUAAAGCACUGGAGUUAUUUAUAACUGUCUAUUACUUGAAUUAAUGUUUUCAGCGAUUAUCUGUACAAAUAGUUAAUGUGAACGACAACAUCUGCACAGAAAUUGAGUGAGUCUUCGGUCUAUUUAAUAAGUGGUUGAAAUGUAAUAAAACCGUCCUUUUAUAGAUCCAUCGCA
This is a messenger RNA of Amphiprion ocellaris (clown anemonefish), 2619 nucleotides long. It is a transcript of the gene sar1aa, whose product is annotated as secretion associated, Ras related GTPase 1Aa. Bases 74 to 670 code for a protein of 198 amino acids. The record is from RefSeq and is a predicted model, not a curated record. Gene Ontology annotation, biological process: intracellular protein transport; endoplasmic reticulum to Golgi vesicle-mediated transport; membrane organization. Gene Ontology annotation, cellular component: COPII vesicle coat; endoplasmic reticulum exit site. NCBI's taxonomy places the organism in Eukaryota, Metazoa, Chordata, Actinopteri, Pomacentridae. Gene Ontology annotation, molecular function: GTPase activity; GTP binding. The transcript has 6 exons.